Molecule: messenger RNA, 3508 nt
Organism: Symbiodinium natans
Lineage: Eukaryota; Dinophyceae; Suessiales; Symbiodiniaceae
Source: the annotation of a GenBank genome assembly
AUGGCCUCGGCCAAGGGCCGUUCCUGGGAUGCUGUCGGCUUGGCGACGGUAGGCUUCUUGGGUGUGCUGGGCGUGCGCCGCCGGGCGGAGCUGCCGCCUCGUUCUGGGCACCAGGAGCUCAAGCUGCCCAGUGGUCCGCUGUGCAUCGUCACGGGCGCCUCCUCAGGGAUGGGUGCCGAGGUUGCAUGGGGACUGGCAGAGGCCUGGGCACCUUGCAGCCGGGGCCAGCCGGGUGUGGAUGGCCUGCCGCAGCUUGGAGCGCUGCGAGCAGGCACGCGGCGCAGGGGUGGCACGUACGGUGGCACAAUGGCACGUGCCGUGGAGAUGGGCCUUGCGGAGGCCCGUGCCAGGAUGUUUUCACGGUGCGUUGCCUCCUUGGACAGCGCAGGCCAGCAGUCGAGCUUGACAUGUGAGAUUGUCUGGAUUAAUCAAUCAAGUCACUUCGAUGCGCAAGUUCGGGGCCCCUGUUUGCAUGUCCAGUGCGGAGGCUCUGACUAUGAUAUGGCUUCGGCUCGUGUGUCGGCCACCUCCCUCCGUGCAGCCAGGUUGGAGUGCAAGACGCUGGACUUGACAAGCUACCAGCUCCUCGGUGAACUGCUAAGCAUGUUCCACGCAGUUGAGUGUCAGGAUCUCACCCGCUCUGUGAGCUCCGUUUCCUGUGGCUUGCUGGUCUGCAUGGUUUGCAAGCUUGCAACGGUUGGUCCCCUGGUGUCAGGAAGUUUCAAAGUCAACAGCGUGUCCAUGUUCGUCAGGUCGAUCGAAACCUUCGUCAAGGAGACCGCAAGCCAAAGUGCGCAGCUUGUGCUGGUCAACAAUGCUGGUGUCAUGGGGGACCCGGAUUGUGAUCUUGAAAAGCACUCUGGGAACGAGCCUGUGGAUGCACAAAUGCGCACAAACCACUAUGGCCACUUUCUGCUAACCACAAUGCUGCUGCCGAGCAUGGACCCGUCGUCUAUCCUGGUGGUAGUUGCAAGCAGGGCGCAUCGACAAGGGUCUCUGACAAUUCAAACCCGUGAUCCCGAGGUCGUCCUGAGGAGUGAAGAGAUUCAGGGAUCUCCUCCUUAUGCUCAGCUGUUGCACGCACUUGGGCUUGGCUGGUAUGCUCGCUAUGCCCGGUCGAAGCUGUGCAACGUCCUUUUCGCAGCAGAGCUACGCAGAAGAUAUCCUCAUGGCCCGAUCAGCGUUGCAGUCUCCCCUGGCCUCGUGAACACGGGAAUCUUUUCAUCUGUUCCGGCACCUCUGGGCAAAGCUCUAAGCUGGUGUGCGGAGAGGCUCUUCCAGACGCCGCAGGAGGGCGCAGGCCACAUCCUUCAGGCGAUUGCGGCCGCACACGCCGCGCAAGAGGCGCGUGCUGCGGUCUCGGCAAAAGGGGGAGAGGUCAACUUGGAGCUACCCCUGUACUGGCACUGUGGACAGCCGCAGGAACCCUCCCAAGCAGCCAUGAACGAAGACCUGGCCAAAGCACUCUGGCAUGCCAGCGAGCAAGAGCCUCGGCCUCCCGCUGCCAUCUUGCAGAGUGUGGCAGAGGAGAUCAAGCAGGAGUUGAAGGAAACCGAGUACCAGGGUGUUGCAGCGCUCCUUGCCUUCUGCUUCGGCACCGUCCUCGUCUUCAACGGCGACUUUUCCUUCAAGGGGAUCAUCGCCUGUUCUGUGUUUGUAGUGGUUGGCAUCACGGCGAUGAACGAAGUGAAUGAUUGGGGUCACAUGGCCCGGUCAGUCGUCGGUUUGGAGGCCGGUUUUGUCGGAGCCUUUGCUGCGUACCGCGGCAUGGACGGCAUGGAAAUCACGGUAGGAGCUUUUCUGGGCGUACUGUUGGCGCUGCGACUGCUGCAUCUUCUCAGUGCGCUCGGCCUUCAUUUCGUUACAGACCACAGGUGGGUGACGUUGAGUUUCUAUACGCUCUUCGUUGCCGCUGGGGUCAUGUUGUUCUUCCGGAAGCAUCAUCUCAGGUUGCUCGCAUUGCUUUCUGCAGCCAUCGGCGGAGCCUUCUGCACCUCUGCUCUUGCGUUUGCGGUAACCGACCUGGCCCGGAAGGGGUAUCUGGCAUUCUUGAUGCAAGCGUUGCCGGGCCUCAAGCCUCGAGGAGGAACAUGGGUAGAGUUCUUUGACAUGCUCUGGUCGCCGGGGGCCGAGGAGUUGGGCUUGUUUGCCGGCUCAAAGUACGAUCCUGUCGUCGAGGGACGAGUGUAUAGCAUAGACCGCAUGGCCGACCUUGGUCUCUGGUUCAUCUUCUUCGUCGUCGGGUCCGUCGUCCAGAUCAGGAAGCUCAGACCCGCUGCAGUGGAAGACGUCCGGGCCCGAGUCGGAAGCAUCUGGAGGCACGGAAGCCGCUCCUCGGCGAGCUGCCGAGAUAGUGUGGCCGAGAGACGCCGUUCCAACGGCUCUGGCCACUGUAGGCCCGGCCUCUUCAUGCUGACUUCCUGCAAUGGCAGACAAAUGCCAGGAAGCUUAUCCGCGCCUAUGCCCGCGCAGCGGCGCAGUUCAUUCUUAAGGUUGCUUUCGUUUCCUGGGCUUCACGCUGGCAGAGGUUUCCAGAUGAAGUUUCGCCAGAGACGCAAUUGGCUUCUUUCACAGGAAGCGUCGAGAGGCAGGAAGACGCAGAGGCCACAGCGGCCCGGCCUAAUGCAGUUUCCAGCCUUUGCUGCGAGAUUUGCUGUUGUGAAUGCAGAGCGCCUGUUUCCACUGUUCGACAGCUCUCGACAUUCGCAGAAGAGGGAAGAGAAUGUGGAGAGAGAGGAGCAGUUCCGCUACCAGGAGCUUUUCUUCGACGCACAGCACAGGGCAGAGCUGGCCGAGAGGCAGGUACUGGAGCUGGAAGAGAGGCUCCGCCAACUCGCCGAGCAGAGGCCUGAGCCGCAGGCCGAGGGCAACCCAGCGCUUCCAGGAAGGUUGGUGCAGUCCCUACUUGCAGACGGCAGCUGUCAGUUGCUUCGGCUAGUCCUUUGCUCCUGGAGGAGCCUGGGAUGUCGAAGCCCGGCAACUCGGCGCUCUGAGCUGGUCGUCGCAAGGCGGGCGGCCGCCACUGCUCGAAUGGCUUUCCUUGCGUGGUUUGAAUUCAUCAACUGGGGCGCCACUCAGGCCUCUCCGUGGAUGCAUGGAACGUUGACAUCGUUGGGUCGACCAGGCAAAGAAGCUGCGCUGGCCCUGCGCGCUUUCCUGGGCUGGGCCAGCGAGCUCUGGCACUUACGGCGGUGCCGCCAAGCUGCGCGAGCGGCAACGGACACAGGACUUCGAAAUGCUUCCCGGAACCUGGCUGAGGUCAUCGAAUUCGCCUUCCAUGGUUGGCAGUCCGAGACCUUUGGAAGAUAUUCCUGGUUGGAGAUGCGCCGGGCUCAUACAUCCGAGGAGAAGUGGAAGCGCUCAGCCACAGCAUCACUUGUGAUGACGGCAUGGCAUCACCGCGCACAGCAGUGUUCGCGCCUGCGUUUUACCCUCUCGACGAAGGAGCUUGCCUUUCAGCGGCUGGUUCUAGGCGCGUGGCGACUGGCCCUUCCAGACCUGCAGCCAG